Messenger RNA from Rhododendron vialii, 878 nucleotides. Its product is annotated as protein PHLOEM PROTEIN 2-LIKE A1-like. Bases 61 to 744 code for a protein of 227 amino acids. Lineage: Eukaryota; Viridiplantae; Streptophyta; Magnoliopsida; Ericales; Ericaceae. The record is from RefSeq and is a predicted model, not a curated record. The transcript has 4 exons.
CCGACUCCUUCUUUGCUCCCACAUCAAUCUGCUUGCCAACAACUCAAAUCGAUAGAUCAGAUGGCAUUGAACCAAGAUGAAGAAACAAGGGGGAAAGAAUCCAAGGGGAAGGAAAUAGCAGCUGGAAACAGUAGACGAAUCACAAGGCCCCCACUCAGUUUCUUAGCGAUUCUCUACGAACACGGCAUAGCCCUCGACACUUCUUGUCCUGACCAGCUCUGUCAGCAGCUUUAUGACGGUGUUUUCUUGAAGCCCAACAAAAUGAAGUACUUUGUUGAUGAGAAGUCAAACAAGAACUGCUUCGUGCUAUUCGCAAGAGAACUCGCAGUCGUCCAUGGUGACAAUCCUGAUUAUUGGAGAUGGAUGGAAGAUAACGAAACAAGCGGGAAAGACAUAGAAGUGGCUGAGCUAUUGAAGAUAUGUUGGUUGGAGAUUGGAGGCGCUAUCCGAACAAUUAAUCUCUCACCAGGAACUUUGUACGAAAUUGUAUUUAUCCUGAUGAAACGUAACAACGACUCACAGUUCAAUUUGGAUCUUACAAUCAAACCCCAACACUCAAAAGCUUUGAAGCGCUCUGAAAGUUUAGAAGACAAGCCUCUGAACAAUUGGUGUGAGGUCUUGGUAGGUGAGUUCGUGUUGUCGGCACAGUACGUUGGAUACAUGGAAUUCAGCCUGGGGCAAUAUGAUGGGGACUGGAAGCACGGACUUGUCGUGAAAUGUGCUAUCAUUCGACCUAAGAAGUAACGACAUAAAAUUUGGGAUGCUAUCGGAAUUGUAUGCUUGAUUGAAAACAAGGGAUGUCAAAUGUGUACUUUGGUUUGAUUAUCUGAAAGUUCAUGGCAUUGAAUUUAGCUAUUCGUUAGGCACAUUUCUUUUGC